This is a messenger RNA of Jaculus jaculus (lesser Egyptian jerboa), 4268 nucleotides long. It is a transcript of the gene Eif2ak3, whose product is annotated as eukaryotic translation initiation factor 2 alpha kinase 3. Gene Ontology annotation, biological process: protein phosphorylation. The record is from RefSeq and is a predicted model, not a curated record. Bases 1 to 3354 code for a protein of 1117 amino acids. NCBI's taxonomy places the organism in Eukaryota, Metazoa, Chordata, Mammalia, Rodentia, Dipodidae. The transcript is spliced from 17 exons. Gene Ontology annotation, molecular function: ATP binding; protein binding; protein kinase activity.
AUGGAGCGCGCCACCCGCCGCGGGCCGCGGGCGCUGCUGCCGCUGCUGCUGCUGGGCUUGGCGGCGGGCUUGGCGGCGGCGGCGGGGCGCGCCCGCGCUCUGCCCGCGCCCACGGCCGACGCGGCGUUCGGCCUGGGAGCCGCGGCCGCCCCGACCUCGGCCGUGCGGGUGCCGGCGGCGGGUGCCGUGGCCGCGGCCGAAGUGACGGUGGAGGACGCCGAGGCGUUACCGGCCGCUGCGGGCGAAGCGGAACCGCUGGGACCCGAGCCCGACGACGGCGAUGACGCGGAGCUGAGGCCGCGCGGCAGGUCCUUGGUAAUUAUCAGCACUUUAGAUGGACGGAUUGCUGCAUUGGAUGCUGAGAAUCGUGGUAAAAAGCAGUGGGACUUGGACGUGGGAUCUGGUUCCUUGGUUUCAUCUAGUCUCAGCAAACCGGAGGUAUUUGGGAAUAAGAUGAUCAUUCCGUCCCUGGAUGGAGACCUCUUUCAGUGGGACCGUGACCGGGAGAGCAUGGAAACUGUUCCUUUCACCGUGGAAUCCCUUCUUGAAUCUUCAUAUAAAUUUGGAGAUGAUGUUGUUUUGGUUGGAGGAAAAUCUCUCACUACAUAUGGACUCAGUGCAUGUACUGGAAAGGUGAGGUAUAUCUGUUCUGCCUUGGGGUGUCGCCGGUGGGAUAGUGAUGAAAUGGAAGAAGAGGAAGAUAUCCUGCUUCUGCAACGCACCCAAAAAACUGUUAGAGCUGUUGGACCUCGUAGUGGCAAUGAAAAGUGGAAUUUCAGUGUUGGCCACUUUGAACUUCGGUAUAUUCCAGACAUGGAAACUAGAGCCGGAUUUAUUGAAAGCGCCUUUAGACCCAGUGGAAACAAAGAAGAGUCUAAAAUUAUUUCCGAUGUGGAAGAACAGGAAGCCACCAUGCUGGACACAGUAAUAAAAGUUUCGGUUGCUGAUUGGAAGGUUAUGGCGUUUAGUAAGAAGGGCGGACAUCUGGAAUGGGAGUACCAGUUUUGUACUCCAAUUGCAUCUGCCUGGUUGGUUAGGAAUGGCAAAGUCAUCCCCAUCAGUCUUUUUGACGAUACAAGUUAUGCACCUAAUGAGGAGGUGUUGGAAGAUGAAGAAGACAUUGUGGAAGCUGCCCGAGGAGCCACAGAGAGCAGUGUGUACUUGGGAAUGUACAGAGGCCAGUUAUAUCUGCAAUCAUCGGUCAGAAUAUCAGAAAAGUUUCCCACAAGUCCCAAGGCCUUGGAAUCUGUCAAUAAUGAAAAUGCAAUUAUUCCUUUGCCAACAAUCAAAUGGAAGCCCUUAAUUCAUUCUCCUUCCAGAACUCCUGUCUUAGUAGGGUCUGAUGAAUUUGACAAAUGUCUAAGUAAUGACAAGUUUUCUCAUGAAGAAUACAGUAAUGGUGCACUUUCAAUCUUACAGUAUCCAUAUGAUAAUGGUUAUUAUCUGCCAUAUUACAAGAGAGAAAGGAACAAACGGAGCACCCAGAUCACAGUCCGAUUCCUGGACAACCCGAAUUACAAUAAGAAUAUCCGCAAAAAGGAUCCUGUUCUUCUCUUGCACUGGUGGAAGGAAAUAUUUGGAACAAUUUUGUUUUGUAUUGUAGCAACAACUUUUAUCGUACGCAGACUUUUCCAUCCUCAGCCUCACAGACAAAGGAAGGAAUCUGAAACUCAGUGUCAGACUGAAAAUAAGUAUGAUUCUGUAAGUGGCGAAACCAGUGACAACAGCUGGAAUGACAUAAAGAACUCAGGAUAUGUAUCACGCUAUCUAACAGAUUUUGAGCCAAUUCAGUGCCUGGGUCGUGGUGGCUUUGGAGUUGUGUUUGAAGCUAGAAAUAAAGUCGAUGACUGCAACUACGCUAUCAAGAGGAUCCGCCUCCCCAAUCGGGAGCUGGCUCGGGAAAAGGUAAUGCGAGAAGUCAAAGCCUUGGCCAAGCUGGAGCACCCAGGCAUUGUUAGGUAUUUCAACGCCUGGCUGGAAGCACCACCAGAGAAGUGGCAAGAAAAGAUGGAUGAAAUUUGGCUGAAAGAUGAAAGCACAGACUGGCCUCUCAGCUCUCCUAGCCCAGUGGAGGCGCCAUCUGUUAAAAUUCGCAGAAUGGAUCCUUAUUCUGUAAAAGAACAUAUUGAAAUCAUAGCUCCUUCACCUCAAGGAAGUAGAUCUUUUUCAGUGGGAAUUUCCUGUGGCCAGACAAGUUCAUCCGAGAGCCAGUUCUCUCCACUGGAAUUCUCCAGAACAGACCAUGGGGACGGCAGUGGCUCAGUGGAUGCAUCACACAAGCUUCAGGACAGUUGCCUGACAGAGUACGAUGUGGAAGAAGAUGGUACUAUGGAUGGCAAGGAUAAGGGACACUCCUUUGAACUUUGUCCUUCUGAAGCAUCACCCAAUAUCAGGUCAAGGGAGAGAACUUCCUCUUCCAUUGUGUUUGAAGACUCUGGCUGUGACAAUGCAUCCAGUAAAGAAGAGCCCAAAACUAACGGACUGCACAAUGGCAACCAUUAUGCUAACAAGCUAGCUGAUUUCAAGUACUCCAGCAGCCUGUCUUCCUCUGAAGCCACUUUGUCUAUUUCUCCUCCAAGACCAACCACUUUAAGUUUAGAUCUCACUAAGAACACUACGGAGCAGCUGCAGCCCAGCUCACCAAAGGUCUAUCUGUACAUUCAGAUGCAGCUGUGCAGAAAGGAGAACCUCAAAGACUGGAUGAACCGUCGGUGCACCAUCGAGGAGAGACAGCAGAGCGUGUGUCUGCACAUCUUCCUGCAGAUUGCAGAGGCGGUGGAGUUUCUGCACAGUAAAGGACUCAUGCACAGGGACCUCAAGCCUUCCAACAUAUUUUUUACAGUGGAUGAUGUGGUCAAGGUUGGGGACUUUGGACUGGUGACUGCAAUGGACCAGGAUGAAGAGGAGCAGAUGGUUCUGACCCCAAUGCCUGCUUAUGCCACACACACAGGACAAGUAGGGACCAAGCUAUACAUGAGUCCAGAGCAGAUUCAUGGAAACAACUACUCUCAUAAAGUGGACAUUUUUUCUUUGGGCCUGAUUCUGUUUGAACUGUUAUAUCCAUUCAGCACUCAGAUGGAACGAGUCAGGACCUUAACUGAUGUAAGAAAUCUCAAAUUUCCACUACUGUUUACUCAGAAAUAUCCUUGUGAGUAUAUGAUGGUUCAAGACAUGCUUUCUCCAUCCCCCAUGGAGCGGCCUGAAGCCACAGACAUCAUUGAAAAUGCUGUGUUUGAGGACUUGGAGAUUCCUGGAAAAACAAUACUCAGACAGCGGUCCCGCUCCUUGAGUUCAUCAGGAAACAAGCACUCCAGACAGUCCAGCAGCUCCCACAGCCCACCGUCCAGCAGCUAGCUGGUUACCUGGCAUGUGACCUUGUAGGGGUGUGGCCUUCCACAGUGGGAAGUUGGAUGCCUUCAUACAGCUUAUUUUGGACUGAGUUUUCUAAGUUAAACUGGGUUUUAGGUCCUAACCUACCUUGAUUUUCACAGUCCUUAAAGGAGAGUGCUGUCUACAUGGCACGUGGUCUUGCCUGUGCUGGGCGAGCUGGCUAAGCUUUGUGGCUCUCACCUUUUGCCUAAGAAGUAGAAGCAAUCCCUAAAAUACAGAGAUUUAAAGUGGAAUAUUUUUAUAGUACAGAAAAAUGAAAAACCUCCCAUGUGGUAACUAUGAUGUUCUAGAAGUGUUUUCUAGAGAUACAGUGAUUUUGAAACUGACUUCUGAAAAGGCCGACUCGUCUUUGUCCCUGGUGGGUAAGGAGAGUCUGCGCUAUUUUGAAGGACAAGUAGCACAAAUUCUAAGGCGGUUUAUGUCUAGUUUUCUAGUCCUCUUUGUAGCAUUAACUAGCUUUAUUCCUUAGGUGGGUCUAGGGAGAGUUUAGGAGCUUUUUGUACUUCCAAUAAAGGGAAAAUGAAACUUUUUAGGUAAAUUGGGCAAAACUUCUGGUUUGGGAAGAAAAAAAACAGUAAAAACUGGAUCAUCUAUUACAACUAAUUUUUGUCAAUUAAUGGACUUUUUAACCUAAUAAAAUACUGUGUCUUAGUAUGUAAUACUCUAGGUUGAUACAUCCUCCAGACUGAUUAUAGAUAAACGUAAUCAUCUCAGUUGCUAACAAGUUUUUUAUUUUUCCCUGUAAAUAUGUUUAUUUUUAUUUAUAUAAAUCCUGAAAUCAAUCCAUUUGGGUUGGUGGUGUACAGAACGCACAUAAGUGUGUUAACUAUUGUGACUUCUUUCAAGUCUAAAUGAUUUAAUAAAACUUUUUUAAAUUA